This is a messenger RNA of Metarhizium acridum CQMa 102, 1449 nucleotides long. RefSeq lists its product as uncharacterized. Gene Ontology annotation, biological process: protein dephosphorylation. NCBI's taxonomy places the organism in Eukaryota, Fungi, Ascomycota, Sordariomycetes, Hypocreales, Clavicipitaceae. The record is from RefSeq and is a predicted model, not a curated record. Gene Ontology annotation, cellular component: mitochondrion. Gene Ontology annotation, molecular function: [pyruvate dehydrogenase (acetyl-transferring)]-phosphatase activity.
AUGCUUCGCACUCUGCGGGUCCGGCCGCGUCUAGUUCGUGCUGUCCAAGCGCAAGCGCCACACCGCCGCUUCAUGAAGGGAUCUCAGUCAACUCCAGCGAGCAGCAAUGUUGGCAAUGCUGCGGGAUACGUUUCGACUGCAAUCGCGAUCGCAGUGAUAGGGGCAUGGUGGUCGCUAGUCACGCCGGAUCUUGCGCCACGUCUGGAGAGUCGACAAGACCAACGUCCCCUUGUUGAGUCUGAUCCCUCGAAAGCUGAAGUCACCCGGAUACUUUCGCAAGAGGCAUAUUCUUUCAUAGUACAAAACGUGGCCGGCGUUGAGAGAUAUGACGGGGCUCAGCUGGCUUCCAACAGUCCAUGUGAAGACCGCUUCACCCACGGCCUCGUCUCCCCAUGGCACAAUGGCAGUCCAUGGGUUGCUUUGGCUCUUUUCGAUGGCCAUGCAGGCUGGCAAACAGCCGAUUUCCUAGAGAAGAACCUGAUACCUUCGGUACGACACAGCCUAGGUCAGAUCAAGCCACCUUCAAACGGUCAAGUUACACCGGAACGAACAAUCCAUGGCGCCAUCAUGAAAGCGUUUGUUGAUCUCGACAAUUCCAUCAUGAAAACAGCUGAAGAUGCCUCCGAGAGCGAUCAGCCUCUGCAAGAAAAAGUGCGGGGAUUUGCCCCUGCUUUUGCUGGUUCAUGUGCUUUGAUGUCCCUAUACGAUCCCACGACCAGCAGACUGCACGUGGCUUGUACGGGCGACUCAAGAGCGGUUCUUGGACAGCAGAACCUAGACGGCAAGUGGGAAGCGGUUCCAUUGUCCACAGACCAGACUGGUUGGAAUGAGGCAGAAGUUGCAAGGUUGAAUGCAGAGCACCCGGGCGAGGAAGACCUAGCUCAAGACGGCCGUGUUCUGGGACUUGCAGUUUCACGGGCCUUUGGCGACGGGCGAUGGAAGUGGUCUUCGGGAGCAAUGGAGAGCUUCAGCAGGAGAUUCUGCGGCCCCGGAGUCUUGCCAUCAAAGUACAGCAUCCAGACACCACCGUAUAUAACGGCCGAGCCGGUUGUCACAACAACUACGAUGAAGUCGGGUAGACCAUCCUUCCUGAUACUGGCGACAGAUGGCAUGUGGAAUCGCUUGUCGAAUCAGCAAGCUGUUGAUCUCGUGGCGGCGUGGCUCGAUUCCAGAUCCCCAGGGGCUGGCACGGAGGAGCCAACCGCAUAUCCACCGUUCGACUUUGGCGCUUUCCGGGAAGGAGUGAGUCCGGGGUUUGUGAAGGAAAGGACAGUCAUCCAAGACGAUAAUGCUGCCGUGCAUUUGAUGCGGAAUUCCCUUGGUGGAAACCAUUCUGAGAUGGUAGCGGGAAGGCUUGCUCUGACCCCCCCGUACUCCCGGAACCGGAGAGAUGAUAUAACGAUCCAGGUGGUAUUCUUUAACAGUGCUACAGCUCAGGUACAUAGAUAG